AUGUCUCUCCCCGUUUGGUUUCUACGUGUAUCAUUGCAUAUCCCGACACCCAAGAUUCUCAAAAGAAUCCAAGGUAACGCAAGAUCCGGGAGCGUUUUGCGACACCAGGACAUGCGUUAUACGUUAGAUACAUGCAGUUGCCUCGCCAGCUACCUAGGACGAAUCCAUCACUUUGGCAUUCAAUGCGCUGAGAGGCUGGCUGCUGCAAUGCCACCUCGAAAAGCAAAGCUGAACAGGCAAAGGAAACGACGAUACGAAUUGUUCGUCCGCGCUCCUGCCCGUGCCACUCGAAUCCUCAUCGACAAUACCUUAGCCCAACACGCAUCGGCUCUCCUCGCACGCGAACCUGGCCCAACUGCCCUGACGUCUUCGGGCCGUCACGCUGGGCCCAGAUCUACACGCCUAGUCCUCGCACCCUUCUUCAAGAUGCCCCUAGUGAUGGUCGACUCCAAGGCACAGAGAGCCGCCUGA
Messenger RNA from Colletotrichum paranaense, 471 nucleotides. RefSeq lists its product as uncharacterized. The transcript has a single exon. NCBI's taxonomy places the organism in Eukaryota, Fungi, Ascomycota, Sordariomycetes, Glomerellales, Glomerellaceae. The record is from RefSeq and is a predicted model, not a curated record. The coding region runs from base 1 to 471 and encodes 156 amino acids.